CCAAUCUAACUACACAAUUCCAUCUAUUUUAUCCAAAGAAUAACUAAGAAAGACCAAUAUGGAAUCUCUAAGAGGCCAAGAACAGAUAUGGCAACUCAUGUUCAGCUUUGUCGACUCCAUGGCCUUGAAAUGCGCCAUCGAGCUUCGCAUUGCUGACAUCAUUCACUCUCAUGGCAAACCUAUAACUCUCUCCCAAAUAGCGUCUGGCAUUCGAUCAAACUCCAACUCCUCCAUAUCUCCGAAUAUUCCUUACCUCUCUCGCAUCAUGAGAUUUCUAGUUCGAAAGAAUAUCUUCACUGAACAUCAAGAAGAUAAUGAUGAGGUGAUCUCAUUGUACGGGCUAAGUGAUAGCUCGAGAUGGCUGUUGCGGGAUUUUAAGUCAAGCCUGGCUCCCAUGGUGCUCAUGCAGACUCAUCCAUUGUCGAUGGCGGUGUGGCAUUUCCUUGAGGAUUAUGUGAGAAACAGCAGCAACACUUUCGAAAAGGCUCACGGUUGUAACAUUUGGGAGUUUUCCUCAGCCAAUCCAGAAUUCAACAAGAUCUUCAACAAUGCCAUGGCGAGUAUUGUGCCAAUAUACAUGGGGGCUAUGCUUUCAAGUUAUAAGGAUGGUCUUGGUUGUAUUAAAGGAACAGUGGUGGACGUCGGGGGUGGUACGGGCGGCUCCAUAUCAGAGCUUAUGAAAUAUUAUCCAAACAUCAAAGGGAUUAACUUUGACCUGCCACAUGUGAUUGCAACAGCACCGGCAUUGGAUGGUGUUACCCAUAUUAGUGGUGACAUAUUCGAGUCAAUUCCUAGUGCUGAUGCGGUUUUAAUGAAGGGUGUACUACAUUGCUUCAGCGAUGAAAAAUGUGUAAAAGUAUUGAGAAAUUGUCGAAAAGCAAUAACAGACAAAAAGAAUGGGAAGAUUAUCAUUUUGGAGAUUGUGUUGGACCCAACCAGCAAUCAAAUAUUUGACGAGACUCGAAUGGUGUACGAUUUAUUGAUUCCACUCUUUAGUGGUGGAAAAGAGAGAACUGAGCUUGAAUGGAAAAGGCUAUUAAACGAGGCUGGUUUUACUUGUAUCAAAAUCACCAAAAUUCCAAUUAUACCUGCUAUUAUUGAGGCCUUUCUAGUGUGACAACAUCGAUCUAUCUAUAUAUAUAUAAACUAGGUUAUGUUGCUUUCAACAAUAAGUUCCCUACGUACUGUUACGGUUAUGUAUGGUUUGCUGUGAUUAAUAUAAUAUGUUGGUAAUAAUACGACUCUUUAGUAA
Humulus lupulus (European hop) is the source of this 1252-nucleotide messenger RNA. Its product is annotated as desmethylxanthohumol 6'-O-methyltransferase. The coding region runs from base 59 to 1117 and encodes 352 amino acids. Gene Ontology annotation, biological process: methylation. Lineage: Eukaryota; Viridiplantae; Streptophyta; Magnoliopsida; Rosales; Cannabaceae. The record is from RefSeq and is a predicted model, not a curated record. Gene Ontology annotation, molecular function: O-methyltransferase activity; S-adenosylmethionine-dependent methyltransferase activity; protein dimerization activity. The transcript is spliced from 2 exons.